Diorhabda carinulata is the source of this 589-nucleotide messenger RNA. Its product is annotated as glutaredoxin-related protein 5, mitochondrial. Lineage: Eukaryota; Metazoa; Arthropoda; Insecta; Coleoptera; Chrysomelidae. The transcript has 2 exons. The record is from RefSeq and is a predicted model, not a curated record. Bases 97 to 522 code for a protein of 141 amino acids.
UCAAAACAAAAGUGUGUUUAUGUCAAAUAAUCAUAACCUAUUUAUUCUUUGCCGUAUAAAAUUAGUAUUUUUGUUAUAUAAAUAUAACGUUUAGAAAUGAGUCUCAUCAAUCGGAGUAGUUUACUUAAAUCUCAUUUUAGUGCCAUUUGCAGAUUUUAUUGUGUAAAAUCAAAAGAAGACAUUUCCAAAUUAGUGAAAAAUAAUAAAGUAGUUGUGUUUAUGAAAGGUGUACCAGAACAACCACAAUGUGGUUUUAGUAACGCCGUCGUACAAAUUCUAAGAAUGCAUGGCGUUACGUAUGACGCUCAUAAUGUAUUAGAGGACAAUGCUCUUAGGCAAGGUAUAAAAGAAUAUUCAAAUUGGCCCACCAUACCUCAAAUAUAUAUUGAUGGUGAGUUUGUUGGAGGCUGUGAUAUAAUGCUUCAAAUGCAUCAGUCAGGUGAUUUAAUUGAAGAAUUAAAAAAAGCUGGUAUAAAAAGUGUACUCUUGGAUAAUCCACCAAAAAAAGAUAGUUCAAAAUAAUAACAAUGUAGUGAAUGUAUUCUGACUGAUAAUAUAUGUUGAGUUACAGUACAUAUGAUUUAUAUAA